Schistocerca nitens (vagrant locust) is the source of this 2477-nucleotide messenger RNA. RefSeq names its product sodium-coupled monocarboxylate transporter 1-like. Gene Ontology annotation, biological process: transmembrane transport; sodium ion transport. The transcript is spliced from 6 exons. The coding region runs from base 746 to 1606 and encodes 286 amino acids. Gene Ontology annotation, cellular component: membrane. Gene Ontology annotation, molecular function: symporter activity. NCBI's taxonomy places the organism in Eukaryota, Metazoa, Arthropoda, Insecta, Orthoptera, Acrididae. The record is from RefSeq and is a predicted model, not a curated record.
UGGAAAGUCAAUAUGAGGCCUCUGCAGGUGCUGAUAACGCUUCUCAGAUGAUUAUGCAGCUUCUCUGUCUCCUUCACAGUGACCACUUAAUGUCCUAAUCUGUUCAUGCCUUUUUAAUAUUGUACCAGACCUGGUAACAACACAAAACAUAAAAAACAGUAAUGCACUCUUAUGGCCAUUCUACCCGUUGCAGGUGUGUGUGUGUGUGUGUGUGUGUGUGUGUGUGUGUGUUUGUGUGUGUGUGUGUGUGUGUGUGCGCAUGCUCUGUUACAUUAACAUCUGAUCAGUCUUCAGAGUGCUUCACUUUCUUGGCCAGGCAGUGUAUAUAAUUAUUGCUCUUGACUCCAGUAAAACUUACAGCAAUAUCAUAAACUUUCUUUCCAAUUUUUCACAGUAAAUAGGUAUCUAAGUAUCUAAUUAAAUUAGAUGCUUUAUUUCAGUAACAAAUUUGGUUCUUGUUACAUAAUUUAUAAGGUAAUUUGAGAUAAUUUUGUGAUAGAGCAAGGAGUACUGGUAGUCUUGUGUGAAGUUUGAAAAGUACUGGAGAGGCACUGGCAAUAGUCAGACUGUGAGGACGGGGUGCCAACUGUACCAGGGUAGUUCAGCCAGGAAGAGCAUUCCACUGAAUGGUGACAUUUCAGGUUUGAAUCCUGGUCCGAACCAAGUUUUAGUCUGCUAGGAAGUUCCAAAUUACAAUGCAGUUGUGGUAACUGAACUGAGAGGUAUUUGACAAGAUAUCAGGCAGAUGUCGGUCCAUCCUGUGUUUACCCGAGUCAGCGCUGUCACGGUCUCCUGUGCCGGAUGUAAUGCAGCUACCCUCGGAAUGACACGAGCACUUCAUUUGCGGCUGAUGCCGUUGUAUGUGGUGGACACAAUGAGCGGCAUGCCGGGCUUGCCGGGCCUCUUCGUCGCUGGCAUCUUCAGUGGUUCCCUGAGCACCGUCUCGUCGGCCGUCAACUCGCUGGCUGCCGUCACAUUGGAGGAUUACUUUAAGCCACUGUGCGUGCGGUACCAGGGCCACCCGCUGGGGGAGUCGCGGUCGCCGCUUGUGGGGAAGCUGCUGGCACUGGUGUUCGGACUGCUGUUUCUGGGACUGGCUUUCAUGGCGCAGUUCCUCGGUGGCGUGCUGCAGGCCAGCCUCACGAUAUUUGGCGCCGUCGGCGGACCCGUGCUCGGCUUCUUCUCGCUCGGCAUGUUCCUGCCCCACGCCAACGAGCCGGGAGCCAUAACGGGCCUUGGUCACGGGGCUCGCCUUCUCCAUGUGGGUCGGCUUCGGCGUCCCCCGACCGGACGCAGUAAUGCUGCCCACCAGGACGGACGGCUGCGACUUCAACGUUACGGCCACACCGCCGCCGCCCACCCAGGACCCCAGCGAGUACUUCUACCUGUACCGUGUGUCGUACCUGUGGGUCGUCGUGCUGGGAUUCCUGCUGACACUCGUCGUGGGCGCCGUCGCGUCGUGGGUGGCGGGCGUCACCUGCAAGGGGGACCUCAGCGUGCCGCCGCCAGACCCCGACCUCUUCGUGCCGCCAGUCCGGAGGGCGCUGCUCGCGAGGAGAGGGCGCAGGGGCUCCAACCCGGUGCAGCUGACACGUGUGGCCGGUGACCUGUCCAAUGGUGUGGGACCAGCUGCAGACACGAAGAGCCAGGAGGAGCCGCUCAAUGGCAUACAUGGCCACCACAUCACCCCAAUGUGAUGUCGACAGAGUACAGUGGGGACUGCUGUGAGCUGAAAGGUGGAUCCACAUGGCAUGUGACCGUGAAUGUUUGUCCCUGUACUUGAGCGAUCAUCAUAAUUUGACCCAAGAUAAACAACAGACCUGGUGCUGAUCUGUGGGUUCCAUGCCUGAGACAUUCCAGCCUUCUCUACAGAGGCUGCAAAAAUUUGGUCUAUUUAUUUUCUAGUUUUGUAAAAAAGGAAAAAAAAAUUAUAAACACUCAGUAUUCCUCAGUUUGUAAUAGCUUUGCUUUUUAUUCUCAGUUCUCUUCUGUUCAGCUGAAUUGCUGCAAAUAAUGAAGCGCUGCAAAAUCAGUUUUAUAGGUGCAUGAAGUCUCGACAGAUGCAGCCAAAGAGAGUGGGAGAGAUUAUAUGAGGCAGAAAAAUGUUGCUAUAGUUAACUGGGGAUGCAAUACUGCGCAGUGUAGAAACUUUUACAAAUGUAACAUUUCAGUGGACUUAUUAAAUAUGGGCAAUUGCUUACCUGGUAAACUGUGAGCAAAAGUAUGACAAUAAUUAUUACAAUAUUGGAAAAAGUUCUGACCAGGAAAUCAGUAAUCGUGUGAUGAAGAACAAUACUACAGGAGGGUGGAGGCAUUGAAUGGUGUAAAGAUGGCUGAAUAAUAUUGUUGAAUGGCAUAGAAAAGAUGCUUCCAAAAUAAAACUAGUUGCCUAUAAAAGGUCACAGAUACAAACCAAUCACAAAAUUUGCACAUGUAAAUUUUCCAUCAUAUUUGCUGCACUGUAAUUAUUUUUCUAG